AUGGCCUGUCGAUCGAUUGAUUUGGAGGUCACUCCUAAUCCUCGUACGCGGGAAGAGAACCAGGAACGGGCCUUUAUCGCCGCCUCGAGGCGCAAAGACCGGAGUCUAGAUGCUCGGGUAGAAUCAGCCAACCGUGCUUCCGCUCUGCAUAAGCAGCGGACCGGGAAAGGUCUCCUCAUCACCCGAGAUAUUGUCGAGAAAGAGGCCAUGUAUGAGGAAGUGGAUGAUCGGUACCAGGAGAAGAUCAACCGCAUGCUUCAGGCGCAGAACCUGCAGAUCCAAGACCAAUUUCACCAUCAUGUACUCGCGGCCCUUGCCGUCCGCCCCCCUCCCAACCAGGCUCACCAGAAUCUCCAACAGCGUCGGGCCGCAAACCUAACACCGCGUGCCUCGAUGAAUGGCGGAAUCCGCAAAAUGAGUCUAGACCUGUCCGGCAUGCGUGGUUCCCUCUGCGAGGGCAUGAACGCUAGUCCCGCCUCUAGCCCCGUUGGGGUAACCCAGAGCUAUAUGAUGUCCCCCACAUACGACGGGAGUACACCAUCGUCGUAUCCAGAGGUGGUCCCUGCCUCAACGGGUCAGAUCCCAUCCUACCUCACCCACACUGCCCAUGCAGGCCCCGGAUGGCAGUCGCAGGCGCUCGGACCGCCGCACUUUCGUUCCCCUUGGGGAGGGUUCCAACAGAUCCCCACCAGGGCAGGUGACAUGGGGACGCCUGCCCGACAUCCGUUCCGAGAUCGCAUGGGCUCUGCACCCGUUAUCCCGGUGCAUGCCCUUGCGUCUGCCUCUGCCUCUGCCUCUGCGGGUCCGGGCCCCUUGGCCCGGACCAUGUCGCAGCACACUCGCGUCCGAUCAGAGCCCCAGGGGUUUCCUUCAGGGACGACGUCUCCCCAAGUUGAGAUAGCUCCCUCCGAACCCCUGCCGACGCCUGAUCUCUGCCCCAGCCCCAGUACUCCUCACUCGCCGACGUCCAGCAGCCGGAACACGGAGGCGAUGGGGUUGGAGUCACUGAGCAAGGAUGGGGACAGUGUAUCUUUUUCGCACGAAGGGUUGGAUCCCGAUUUUGCCGAAUUCAGCCAGUUUGCAUUUGGGUUGGGCAAUGCCCCACAAUUGGCCGAGGGGGAUUUUAGAUUCGAUGAUUUGGUUACACUUGAUGAAUUUUCCAUCACGGCAUGA
Aspergillus tanneri is the source of this 1173-nucleotide messenger RNA. RefSeq lists its product as uncharacterized. Lineage: Eukaryota; Fungi; Ascomycota; Eurotiomycetes; Eurotiales; Aspergillaceae. The transcript is spliced from 2 exons. The record is from RefSeq and is a predicted model, not a curated record. Bases 1 to 1173 code for a protein of 390 amino acids.